Molecule: messenger RNA, 5427 nt
Organism: Vespa velutina
Lineage: Eukaryota; Metazoa; Arthropoda; Insecta; Hymenoptera; Vespidae
Exons: 21
Coding region: 214-4218 (1334 amino acids)
Source: RefSeq, a predicted model, not a curated record
AUUUUUUAUUAUUUUAUUUUAUUCAAUGGUCAAUAUAUUAAAUAUGAUGAAAAUAUUCAAAUAAUUAAUAAAGAAAUAAGCUAGUCAAAACAAACUUUAUAUGUGCACAUCUCUUUUUCAUUAUUUAAUAUUAAUUAUUGCCUUUAUGUCGAUAUAAUAUUCAUAUAUCAGGUUAACCCUAAUAUCACGGAUGCAGAUUUCCCAGAAAAAUCGAUGAAAGCUGCGAAAAAUUAUUGUCGAAAUCCCACUAAAGAUCCUCGAGGUCCUUGGUGUUAUACGUUAGAUCCUACUCUUAUAGAUGAUGAAUGUGAUGUGCCGCUUUGUAAUUUUGGUAAUUGCAGAAUUUCUGGUAUAGGGGCUGAAUAUGCUGGAGAUCGUAAGAUUAGUUCUUCGGGUAAAAAGUGUAAAUCAUGGGCAGGGCGAUAUAAAGUUUCUAAUGAUAAGAGUCCAGCAUUCGCUAGAAAAAACUUUCCAGAUGCGUCAUUGAAGAAAGCUAAUCGUUUUUGUAGAAAUCCUGAUGAUAAUAUUGGUGGUCCAUGGUGUUAUGUACAUGAUGAAGCUUAUGAAACAAUUGAAAAAGAAUAUUGUGAUAUUCCAUUUUGUGAUGACAAGGACUGUUUGGUAUACGUCAGAAAUACAUCAAGAUAUUCUAUUUUGACAACUUUAAACUCUACAUUUGCUAGCAUUAAAUUCUGGAUUAAAUUAUGGAAUCCAAAUGAUGAAUAUAAUGGAGAAUUUAAAAUUUUAUUAAGUCUUCUUCCAAUUCCUACAUUUGCAAGUAAAAUUGCUGAAGAUUGGCAUGUAGGUGUGGAGUUAAUGUUUUCAAAUUUUGGUACUGGUCAAACAUAUCCUGAUAUUGAUAUGGAUGAUUUUGAGAAUAUACCAAACAUCUUACUUGGUACAAAAUGGACUGGUAUAUGGAUUACAUGGGCAGGAGGUUUCAUAUCAAUGGGAAUGUAUGGUACAUCUAAACCUUUCUUUAUUGGGGAGUAUAAAAAAAAAGAUACUAUCUCAGGUCUUUAUUACGAUUUUUUGUUAUAUUAUGGGAUCAUGGGUACAAAUGUUCUUUGGAGUACAGAAUCCUGUCAAAAUGAUUGUGAAAUUCAUGUAACUGUUGGAACAGAAUUCACAAACGUUUGGCCAAUGCAAAAAUCUAAUAAUACCUAUGACAUUCAUUUUUAUGUGCGAGCAAAUCGCAAUAUUGCUAUACAAAUGUAUCAAAACCCUGUUAAUAUUUAUCCAUGUUUUACUAUAAUUAUUGAUAACGUUACAUCAUUAAUAUAUCAAAAAAACAAAUUUUCAAUGAAGCAAUAUUUGAAACAAGUUUCAAGUAAAGGAUUAUUAAAUUUUUGGAAGUGGAAAAAAUUUACUAUUAGUAUUUUAGGUCCGCAUUUACGGCUAUUUUAUGAACAAACAUAUGGCGAUGAAGAAUUUUUAUAUGUACAUUAUGAUCUUUUUGAUACGUUAAGAUGGUUCAGUAUAGGAACUGAAUAUAAUGUAGCUUAUUGGACACUUUUUUGUAUACCAGAUGAAGAAAUACAUACUAUAGAAGAUCCAUGGCCACCUAACUGUAUAUCAGAUCUUAUGGAUUAUGCUUAUAAAGGUGAUCAAUGGUUCAGUGUAAAUGAGAUACCUUGUAUACCAUGGAUUUCAAAAGAAAUACCAGAAGAAGACAAAAUUGACAGUAAGUUUAUUGAUGGCUCUGCUUUAAAAGCACUUAACAAAUGCAGGAAUCCCAGUCAUAGUUCACAUGGUCCUUAUUGUUAUAUAAUGACUGAUCCAAAUACUUCAAACAUAUCAAAGCAAUAUUGUCCAGUACGAAAAUGCCUAUCUUCAGAAUGUAAAAUGGCUGGUACAGCAAAUGAUUAUAUAGGAACUUUAUCAACAACACGUUCAGGUAGAACUUGUGCUAAAUGGAUAGCUGAUUACGAUCUUGUGGAAACGAAAGUAUAUGCACCUAUGACUACCACACAAGGACUUAUAGAAUUACCAAGACGAUAUAUGACACAAGAAGAGCUACUUUUGAAAAUGUCUCCGCAAAGAAGACCUAAACUUAUCAAAGUUUUAAGACCAAAAGAUUCAAUUAAUCGAACAUUGUACAAUGACAAUUUGUAUGCAGAACAUAGUGCAAAAAAUGCUAGUAAUUAUUGCAGGAAUCCAUCUCGUAAUAUCGCCGGCACAUGGUGUUAUACAACAGAUCCUCUUGUACCACAAGAUCUCUGUGAUGUCAGAGAUUGCGAAAUGCUAGAAGAAUGUAUAUUCCUUAUUCAUGGACAUGGUAUUGGUAGACGACUAUACGUUUUUCCUGAAUAUCGUUCUGAGGGUCUACAUUUUUCUCUGAAAGCUUGGGAACCUGAUCAAUUAGAUUCUAUAACAAUUGUUUUUACUGCAGAUGAUGGUUUUAAAUCACGAUAUAUUCUUAAAAUUGGUGCUUUAGAUAAUGAGCAAAUACUCCUAUAUUAUCAGUCUGAAAGUCAAGCUAUAAACUUAGUUAAAAAGAAAACAUUGCCACAUUUAUUGUAUUUUGGAAAAUGGAGCAAUUUUGUUAUUCGUAUACCACGAGGAAGUAUUUUACUUUAUUAUGAAGGAUCAUCAAAUCCUUUAUUUGAAUGGAAACAUUCAAAACCAUCACAAGUAUUUUCACCUGUUUAUUAUUAUUACAAUAGUGAACAAAAACAUGCUGUAGGCGUUGCUUUUGAUUGUAAUUCCAGAUGUCAGAUAGAAAAGACAGAAACUAAUGAACAUACAAGAAUAUUACCGUUUUCUAUAUGGAAUAAACAAAAAAUGUCAAAUAUUAAUACAUUAACACUUAUGAUACGUGCAAAAGGUGUUGUUACACUUGCAUUGUUUUUGUUUCCUGCAACAUCUAGCUAUUACUCCUUAUCUCUCUUUGAAUCUGGACCAUGGAUAUUCUUUCAAAAGAAUAAUUAUCCCAUUGUCAAAAUAUUUCAUAAGCAAUUAAUUUCAAGUCCAUUAUUUACAACAAAUUCAUGGACAAAUAUAACUAUAAGAUGGUUAAAGAAUAUUAUUGAAUUAUUGUGUAAUGAUACAUUGGUAUUUCAUUAUGAACAUAGCAACCCUCUGCUUUUUUAUUUUUUCUCAGUCACUGUUAAUAACAAUGGAUGGGCUAUUUGGUCUGCAAAUUGUGUACCAACUGAUAUAGAUGGACCUGCUAUUGAUGGUGGUUGGUCUGAAUGGGGUCCAUGGUCAUGUAGUGCUAGUUGUAAUGGCGGUGUUGGAACAAGAACACGUUUAUGCAAUUCUCCAGAACCUAAUAUUAGAGGAGAACCAUGUAUUGGUCCUAAUAGUAUGACAGGACGUUGCAAUUUGAUUAAAUGUGGAGAUUUAACAGAGGACACAAUUAUUUUAAUACAAAGAAGAAUUAAAAGAAACCAUACUUCUUUAAUUAUUAAAGAAUAUGGAACUGUCGUAAUUCCAUCAGAUUAUGAUAUUAUUCAAUUAAUAUCAAAUACAUCUGUAGAUUUUGAGAUACAAUGGUCUCAUAAUGGAAUUUUUAUUAAAGAAAAUAAUAGAAUUAGGAUAAAAAACUUUAAUGUUGGUACGUUCACUUUUUGUGGAAUACUUAGUGUUGGUAGAUUGAAGCAUUAUGAAUAUAUUGUUUCAGUAAUAAACAGAGCUCUACUGAUUGAUUCUGGUAUUUAUACAAUCACUUUACAUAGAAUUGAUCAGUCAUAUCUCGUAUUGAAAGUUGUUGCUUUAGCUAUUAUACCAAGUAUAGAAAGUAUUACUAUACGUGAGACUUUACCUUUAUCUGUAAUUUGUAAUUGUCUUAUUUUGGGUUAUGUAUAUUCUGAUCUCAAGAUAUCUUGGGAAAUAAAUGAAAAUAUUUGGAAAGAUUAUGGUAUUACCCUACCUAUUGCUGUAAAUGUCGAUUAUAUCAAGGCAAUAAAUAAGUCACAUGAAGGAAUGUGGAAAUGCAUUGUAGAGCAGACUGAUUUAAAUUUUAAAUGGAUAACUAAUAUAAUUGUUGUUAAAGUUAUUGGUUCACCAAAUUGGCGCACUUACUUAAUGGAAGAUAAAUUGACCAGUCCUAUAUUUGGUUGGAUGCCAAGUGAAAAUUUUGUUGCUGUUUCUGCAUUAAUAAUCUUCUUAAUACUAAUUGGUUGUAUAAUUAUAGGUUCAAUCUUUUUAAUAAGGCUUCAAGAAAGUCGAAAGAUCAAAAUUCAAAUUUUCAACCAAAAGAAAAAUAAACAAUAAAUAGAUCCCAACUAAGGGUAAUUAAGAAUACUAAUUUUUAUCAUUUAUUUAAUAUUUCAAUCAUUUUUCAUCAGCAUAUUUACAUAUUUAUAAAUAAAAAAAUCAAAUUUUAGAAAAUAUGAAAUAUCAAAAAAUCAAAAUAAAUUUGUAUUUUUUGUAAAUGAGGAUAUAAAGUAUCGAUCAGUCUAAUUCCAGGACAUUGUGUAUUUAUGCAUUGAAUGAAUAAUUUUAUCGAGGUAUUCGAUACACCUAAGAAUUCGAGUGAGAAUUUCAUAGACACAUGCUCUUUGAUAAUUUCGUCGUUUUUUCCACUACCGGUCGGUCUACCUAUAUCCUCUAUCUACCUACCUUCUCUAUCUAUCAUACUCCUUGUUGCCCCACCUUUUCUCUUUUUCUUCCACCUCUUUCUCCCACCUCUUUCUCUCUUUCUCUCUCUCUCUCUCUCUCUCUUACGGAACAUUCUUCGCGCACGUGUCUAUCUUCCUUGCAUGUAUACGAAAACGUGUUCUUCGGCCUCUGGUACAUAUCCUGAUUACUAAUUUACGAAGCCAUGGACUACUUCCACGCUUGGAUAUGACACCGAAUUCCAUAUUCCAGUCGAAUGGAGAGUUGAGAAGAGCGAACCUGAUGAUCCUUAAGAAUCCAUGAAUCGUGCAAGAAGCUAUAUUAUCAUAUCAUUCGAUAGAUCACUUCAGUAAUUGCACUUGUUUCCUGUUUCACAAAUUAACGGUUCAUCAUAUACGAUAUAGGUCUACUUUCUAAUCUCUUUUCUGACAUCAUUUUAAUGUCAAGAUUUUUGAAGGUCGAUUAAUUUAUCACUUGCAUAGCUGAUUAAUUAAAAAGAUCAAUGCGUGCUUAAGUAAAAUAAAAUAAACACUAGCUAUUUGCGUACUUUUAAAAAGUAAAACCUUUUGUUUUCUAGAUAUUAUUUGAAUGAUUUAAAAAGUAUGCAUUUUUUUUCUUACAGAUGAAAUUUAUGAAGAUGAAAUCAAUCGAAUUUAAAAUUUAAAACUAGGUUUUAAAUUUAUCUGGAAAAUCUAAUGUUUAAGAUUAAAAUCAACGUGUAAAAGUAGUAUAAUCUAUAGAGGAAGUUGCUUGAUAUUUACAGUUAACUGCUAAUUCGAACUCUUAUGGAUUGCUUUCCUUAAUAAUUCUCAAGAACAUUCAAAUUUUGCUUUACUCAAAUUCCAAGAUUUAUUGAAAUGCGAA